Phaethon lepturus (White-tailed tropicbird) is the source of this 1128-nucleotide messenger RNA. It is a transcript of the gene HSD17B4, whose product is annotated as hydroxysteroid (17-beta) dehydrogenase 4. The transcript is spliced from 11 exons. The record is from RefSeq and is a predicted model, not a curated record. The annotation marks the transcript as partial. NCBI's taxonomy places the organism in Eukaryota, Metazoa, Chordata, Aves, Phaethontiformes, Phaethontidae. Gene Ontology annotation, cellular component: peroxisome.
AGUCCAUAAGUGUAUUGAAUGAUGCUCUGAGUCAGAUAGAGUCUCAAGGGAAUGUUUCUAUGAAUUCAACAAGCUCUGGAUCAGUGGCCUCCUCAUCUGUUGACACGGCAAGCAUUGUUGGUCGGGAAUUGGCUACCAACGUGUAUAAAUAUACUCACUUAGAGCCUAUUCUAUAUGCGCUUGGUGUGGGGAUGUCAACUAAGGAUCCAGAUCACCUAAAAUUUCUCUUUGAAGGAAGUGAAGAGUUCUGCUGUUUACCUAGCUUUGGAGUAAUUCCUGCUCAGACUUCAAUGUUUCAUGGUGUUCCUUCUCUUCCAGGACUAAAUAUUGAUCUCGCAAAGAUGCUGCAUGGUGAGCAAUACCUGGAACUGUAUAAACCAUUACCAACUUCAGGGCAAUUAACUUCAGUUUCAACAGUUGCUGAUAUUCUUGACAAAGGCUCAGGAGCAGUCUUGCUUAUAGAUGUGCAUACCUAUUGUGGAAAGGACCUAGUGUGUUACAAUCAGUUCUCUUUGUUUUUUGUUGGAGCUGGAGGAUUUGGUGGAAAACGAACAUCAGAAAAGGCCAAGGUAACAGUGAAUCCACCCAAGAGACCCCCUGAUGCUGUCAUUUCUGAUGUCACAACAGCUGAUCAGGCUGCCUUAUAUCGUCUGAGUGGGGAUUGGAAUCCUUUACAUGUUGAUCCAAGUUUUGCUGCUCUUGGAGGAUUUAAGAAGCCUAUACUUCAUGGAUUGUGCUCCUUUGGGUUUGCUGCUAGAAACGUUUUGAAGCAGUUUGCAAAUAAUGAUGUGAACAGAUUCAAGGCGAUCAAGGUUCGCUUUGCAAAACCAGUCUUUCCAGGUCAAACUUUACAAACAGAAAUGUGGAAGGAAGGAAAUAGAAUCCAUUUUCAGACCAAGGUCAAAGAGACUGGAGAAGUUGCUAUUGCAGGAGGCUAUGUGGAUAUAGUACCAGCCUUGGAUAAGCCUUCUGCUCGAGAGCCUCUGAAGACUGCAGGGCUGCAGAGUGACCUUGUGUUUGAAGAAAUUGGUCGUCGUGUAAAAGAGAUCGGAAAUGAAUUGGUAAAGAAAGUAAAUGCCAUAUUCCAAUGGGACAUCACUAAAGAUGGAAAAACAGCAAUGCAAUGGA